This is a messenger RNA of Centropristis striata (black sea bass), 3180 nucleotides long. RefSeq names its product G protein-coupled receptor 156 (gene gpr156). The transcript has 10 exons. The record is from RefSeq and is a predicted model, not a curated record. Gene Ontology annotation, molecular function: G protein-coupled GABA receptor activity. Gene Ontology annotation, cellular component: membrane; G protein-coupled receptor heterodimeric complex. The coding region runs from base 209 to 2647 and encodes 812 amino acids. Lineage: Eukaryota; Metazoa; Chordata; Actinopteri; Perciformes; Serranidae. Gene Ontology annotation, biological process: gamma-aminobutyric acid signaling pathway; G protein-coupled receptor signaling pathway.
CUGACACUUUACUAACAUACCAAGUCGUGGGAUUCAUUACAACUCUGCAGCCAUGGGACUUUUGUAGCUAUGUUAUGUAACAUUUUAUCCAAACAUUUACUUCUAAUUUUUACCGGAAAGUUUUUUGCGCGAUGGAGCCUGGCGAGAUCCUCCGCGCGCUUUGGAGACCGAGGAUGUGCGUGUGAGAGUGGACAGACUGGGGUCAGUCAUGGAGCCUGAGCUGAACUGCAGCUCCCAGUGUGAUUCCCCACUCUGCUUCAUCCAGUCAGGAGUCAGCAGGCAGGAGGGCCUGGACAUUCUGCAGAGACUAUGCAGUCUCAGCACGAUGGCCGUGGAGCUCCCGAGGCGCUCUCUCUCUCCAGUGUUAAAUGCUGUGGUGUGGACGCUGCUCUCCUGUGGCAUCCUGCUGGCUUUCUGCUUCCUCCUCUUCACCCUGCGCUUCAAAAACAACAGGAUAGUGAAGAUGUCCAGUCCCAACCUGAAUGUCCUGACUCUCUUCGGAAGUGUCCUCACCUACAGCAGCGGCUUCCUGUUUGCUGUGGGUGAACGAUCACACUCACAAGGAGGAGCGUCCGCCGCUGUGCUACAAGCUCGGAUAUGGAUUCUUUGUGUUGGCAGUACUCUGGUGUUUGGCCCAAUUUUGGGGAAGACGUGGAGACUGUACAGAGUGUUCACCCAGCGAGUGCCUGACAAGAGAGUGAUCAUCCGAGACAUCCAGCUGAUGGGUAUGGUGGCUCUCUUGAUCUUGGUGGACAUGCUGAUUCUAACUGCCUGGAACCUCACAGAUCCCAUCAGGUGUUCACGAUCUGUCGGAGCUGUUGUCAAGGUGUUGGAGAGAGACAUUUCCUACUCUUUAUCUCAGCUGGACACCUGCUCCUCUGUAUACUCAGAUCUGUGGAUUAUCAUUAUUGCUGUUCAGAAGGGUGGUCUUCUCCUCUAUGGGACUUAUCUAGCCGGACUGACCAGUAACGUCAGCCACCCUCCAGUCAACCAGUCUCCCACCAUUAUAACUGCCGUCACUUUGGUCACUAUCUUUUCUGCUGUGGCCGUCCCUGUGUCGAUCUUCCUGCAGGCCUGGCCCAACCUGGUGUACAGCACUGUGGCUGGAGCCAUUUUCAUCUGCACACUGGCUACCAACUGCAUGCUGUUUGUGCCUCAGCUGACCCAGUGGCGACAGUUUGAAGAGGACCAGAACAACCCAAGUCAGAUGGCCAAGUAUUUCAGCAGCCCCAGUAAGAGCCAGCCCUCGGUGUACAGCCAGGAUGAGAUGUACUACCUGCUGGGGGAGAACAACUCCAUGAAAAAACUCCUAACAGAGAAGAAUGCUGUGAUUGACAGUCUACAGGAGCAGGUGAAUAACGCCAAGGAAAAACUCCUGCGACUCAUGUCAGCCAGCCGGCCCCCCGAGGACCAGGACAUGGACUCUUUCAACACUAACCUCAACUCCUCCUCCACUCAGACCACAGAGCUUCAGUCUGACGGCCCCUCUUCUUCUUCUUCUCUACCUCAGAGAGACACUCAAUCCCAACUCUCACCACGAUGUCUCUCCCCUCACCUCACUGCUGCUGCUGUUACACUGUCCUCUGAGCCCCUCUCAGCUCCGAGCCCCUCAGCCCCCAUUGUUGCUUCCUCUCCUCUCCCUGAUGAUAUUUAUACUGAAAACCAGAGACGUGUCUCUGGCGCUGGACAUAGAGACCGAGACAAAAUUGAGAAGGGAACAGGGGAGGAUCUCAAACAGCCAGUCCAGUCCCCUGGCUUACUCAGGACAGCGGAAGAGACAGUUCACUUUGUCACUUCCCUACAAUCCUGUAGAGGGUUAAACCCCUCUCAGGUUGAAUCUUUCAACAAUCAGACUGGCCUAACAUCCCCGCUGGGACCAAAUGUCAGACCAACAGGUUUUGUUAGCAGCGAACAGUUGCAGGAGAUCCUCCAAGAGCUGAGUGUGGAUGCAGUCAUGGAACUCGCACUUCGAUCACCCGGUCAGACGUCCAGAUUGUCCUCUGCACUUUCCCCUCUCUCCCUGCGGACGCCACGCUCCCCUCAUCCACCUGUUCUCUUCCGCUACCCCAGCAUCUCCCCCUACACUAUGAGGAAACGCCGGCCGCCCUUCCACUCCUCCAGGAGAGGGAUGAGCCCUCCAUGCUACUAUGCAGGGUGUGGGAAGAUAAGGGAAAACUGUGAAGACCAAAAUCCAGCCAGGAACCCGGAGGGGGUCACUGCGGAUAGAACCGUCAUCCAGGUGCACAACACUGACCUCGAGCUGCAGGAGGAGGACGAGGAGGAGGAGGAGGAUGCAGAAGGGAAAGAAAUGAAAAGUAAACAUCUGAGACAUAUUUCAAGGUCCCGCAGACGUUCAGCCUUGCCCUGUGCAGAUCACACACCCGAUGUGGAAGCCGGUGGUGAUAAUGAGCAGCGCCACAGACGCAUUAGAGACUCCUGUGGGUCCUGGGACUCGGACUCCAGCAGCUCGACUGACUAUUGUUACUACCACCGACCGUACUGUGAUUCCUGCCUGCAGCGAGGCUCUCUCCUGUCCUCGGACAGCUCCUCAGACUCUUCUGACAGCGAGUAUGAAGACUUCACAGGCCUGUACCGCUCCACACACCCCGUGGUGUUCAAAGAAGACCUCAAACCCACCUUUGUAUGAGCACAGGUCCACUGCACUUUACAUGUUCAUCCAUUUCCACCACUUGAAUUCAUGUCCUUAGAAACAUUGUAGCUCGCACACAGUUCAUUGUGCAUAAAGCUAAUGUGCAUCUAUAAUGGGAGAUCAUUUGACUGUAGGUUUUCACUAAGAAUAUGUUCUGCAUUCUGUCUGAAAAGAACAUUUGUGUUCUUAAACAUUGCAUUGUGGGAAGGUGUAGCUCUUUUAUUAGAUUUAUGAAAACUUUUGUAGCUCACAAGCACACAAUACUGUUUACUUUUUAAUAUUUCUUAUGGCAUUAUUUGCAUAUUUAUGCUUUCAGAUGAAAUCCCUUACAUUCCAAAAAUGUCUAAGCCUGACAUUUAGAAAAAAGAAAUCAAAAUUAAAGUUUUUCACUGAACUGUUGAAAUGUGCACUAUAUUAGCUAUGUGCAAAUGCUGUAUUUAUUUUAAUAUUUAUAAUAAGAUGUUUUGGUGAACAGAAUCACUUUCUGUCAUCUUUUUACUGUUUAAUAUUGUCAUACGCAUUCCUUAAAG